Molecule: messenger RNA, 1291 nt
Organism: Kockovaella imperatae
Lineage: Eukaryota; Fungi; Basidiomycota; Tremellomycetes; Tremellales; Cuniculitremaceae
Exons: 5
Coding region: 195-1178 (327 amino acids)
Biological process (GO): proteasome assembly
Cellular component (GO): nucleus; cytosol
Source: RefSeq, a predicted model, not a curated record
CAAUCUCGAAGAUUGAAUUCGUCCUGAAACCCGGAUAACCGUUUGUGAAAGUCGUGACGUGGAAGAUUUCUCCAACAGAAGAUGAAGUUUCAAAGACGCUCGACAAGCGCACAAUCUACCUCUCGAGCUUGAGGUUUCUAUACCUUCAGCAAAGACGUCCCGUUGUGAAGCUGAUACCUUGGCGAUAAGUUAAGAUGGAAAAGAAGACGUUUUACCCUUGUUCGGGCAUCUCAGAAGAUGCCUUGAGGGACAAGAUCCUCAUCAUCCCCUCUGUCUCCCUCGCCAACCUUCCUCAACUCGCUGUGGACCUCAUCAUUGCGUCACGCGAGCUCAAUCGAAUAGGAUACGUAGGAUCCGGCGACACAGUCGCCCCACUGUUAGGGUACAGUGACAUGGGUGAAGGGCUCGUUAGUGGAGGUCUAGAAGCAUACUCUCGACCGGGCUGCGAGUUUGUGGUUCUGCAACAAAGAUCUCCGGUUCUCAAGAGUCGGAAAGACCAGCAUGUCGAUCUUUUACAUUCAUUCAUCACCUCCCAUGCGUUUGCAGGCGUCAUCAUUUUGUCUAGUCUCGACGCUGCGAAUCAGAACGAUGCUCAGCUCUUAACGCCGCAUCAACUCAUCCUGCCCCCGACCGCUGACCGCUCGUGCCUCCCAAUACCACUCCAAGAACUGGCCAACCUCCCCCCUCUCUCCCUGACCAUCGAUCCCUCCUCACCAUCUCAGCCAUCUCCUCCAUCUGCUCAUAACCCAACCCACUACCCACCUUUCAUACCUGGAGGUGGACUCACUCGAAGGCUUCUCACGUCCCUUCAUGCAUCAUCGAGUUCCAGCAAAGGCAUCUCCAAGAGCUCCUCUGGUGGCUCAUCCUCAUCAUCUACGUGGGUUCAAGUGGACCUCCCAUCUGGCUCUGCGCAUACGCCCCGCGAAAGCGGUUCAACCUCAGUCACCGCUUCCCAGCCUGUACCUGCAGCCGCUGAUUCGCCCGCCCAUCUGACGGUCGUCGCUUGGUGCGUGGAAGGCGACAACAGAUCCGAUGCAAGAGCUCUGGCAGCUCUGUUGCUCAAGGCAUUGUUACCAGACUCGGGGGUCACCUUGAGACAGCCUGCGUCAUGGAAGGGUCUAUUUGGAGGACAGACGUCCAGUGGGAUUUACUCUGCCGAUGCAGAAUUGUACGGCUAAUCUGUGAUCAACGCAACGUAUGGUCAUUGUCUCUGGGCUUGGCUUGAGAUCCCUGACUCCUUCCAAUCACACUCAUGCUAAGGAUACGCUUUGCUGCAUCGUAUUCCAUAUAU